This is a messenger RNA of Entelurus aequoreus (snake pipefish), 3850 nucleotides long. RefSeq names its product SPNS lysolipid transporter 2, sphingosine-1-phosphate (gene spns2). Gene Ontology annotation, cellular component: membrane. The record is from RefSeq and is a predicted model, not a curated record. NCBI's taxonomy places the organism in Eukaryota, Metazoa, Chordata, Actinopteri, Syngnathiformes, Syngnathidae. Bases 159 to 1673 code for a protein of 504 amino acids. Gene Ontology annotation, biological process: lipid transport; transmembrane transport; sphingosine-1-phosphate receptor signaling pathway. Gene Ontology annotation, molecular function: transmembrane transporter activity; sphingolipid intramembrane carrier activity. The transcript has 13 exons.
GUGAGAAAGAAGCUCCGGUCCUUCUGCCCACUAGCGACCCAAACAUGAAUUCACGCACAAGUCAUCCCGCAGGACAGCGAGAAGACUAAUAACCUGUCUUUUAUUUCAUACUAGUCAUCAUUCCCAUUCAUUGGGCGGUCCCGCUGUCACAAUAGAACAUGUGCGUGGAAGGCGACGGAUGCCAGCUGGAAGCCUGCGGCGGUUCGGAUGAGGUGCGGACGCUGUCAGGCAGCAUGAACCCGCAGCUCAAAGCCAACCAAGACCUUCAAGUCUGCAAACCCGGACACAAAUUUCGCGCCGCGCUGCUCCGGUGCCGUUCACCGGCUGCCGCUGCCGGGAUCCUCAGUUUCGGAAACGUCCUCAAUUACAUGGACAGAUGCACCGUGACCGGCGUGGCUCAAGACAUCCAGAAGCAUUACGAGGUGUCUGACAGUGGAGUUGCCUUGUUGCAAACAGUGUUCAUCUGCAGCUUCAUGGUGGCAGCUCCCAUCUUUGGUUACCUUGGCGACCGCUUCAACAGAAAGACCAUCCUGAGCUGUGGCAUUUUCUUCUGGUCGACCGUAACGCUGCUGAGCUCCUUCAUCAGCAAAGAGUACUACUGGCUGUUUGUGAUCUCUAGGGGGCUGGUGGGCAUUGGUGAGUCCAGCUACUCCUCCAUCUCUCCCACCAUCAUAGGAGACCUGUUCACUAACAACAGACGCACCAUGAUGCUGUCUGUCUUCUACCUGGCCAUCCCGCUGGGAAGCGGAUUGGGUUACAUCCUGGGCUCCAGUGCCAAGGUAGCUGCUGGAGACUGGCACUGGGCACUGAGGGUGUCUCCAGUUUUGGGCAUGACUGCAGGAACUCUGAUCCUGCUCUUUGUUCCCGAGCCAAAGAGAGGAAGUGCCGACCAGAUGGGAGGACGCAUCAAGGCGCGCACAUCAUGGCUGUGUGACAUGAAGGCGCUUGCUAAAAAUCGGAGUUACGUGUUCUCCUCGCUGGCGUCUGCGGCCGUAUCAUUUGCCACGGGUGCAUUUGGGAUGUGGAUUCCAAUCUACCUGGCCAGAGCUCAGGUGGUGCAGAAGACUUCAGAGCCGUGCAGCACGAAAGAGAUCUGCAGCAGCACGGAGAGUCUUAUCUUCGGGGCCAUCACCUGCAUCACGGGCCUGUUAGGCGUGCUCAUCGGGGCCGUCACCACACGUUUGUGCCGCCAGAAGACGGAGCGAGCCGACCCGCUGGUCUGUGCCAUCAGCAUGCUGGGGUCAGCCAUUUUCAUCUGCCUCAUCUUCGUCGUGGCAAAGAAGAGCAUCAUAGGAGCUUAUGUCUGUAUCUUCAUUGGAGAGACGCUGCUCUUCCUCAACUGGGCCAUAACGGCCGACAUUUUAAUGUUUGUGGUUAUUCCCACACGGAGAGCAACAGCUGUGGCCUUUCAGAGCUUCACUUCUCACCUCCUGGGUGAUGCAGGAAGUGGGUACCUGAUUGGUCUGAUCUCCGACAGCCUUCGUGAGAGCUACGCUACGUCGGCACUGUGGCGCUUUCUCAGUCUGGGCUAUGCCCUCAUGCUGUGUCCCUUCAUCAUCGUUCUGGGCGGAAUGUUCUUCUUGGCCACCGCACUCUUCUUCCUGGACGACAGAGAGAAGGCUCAGAAUCAGUUGAGCCAGCUGUCUCGACCCAACACUUCGGUCAAGGUGUGAUCAGGUGACUCAGCAACAACAUCAACCAAAAGAGAAGCAGCAAACAUCAGACGAUAUCAUAUUCUUCUCACACAUGGAGGACACUCUCUAACGACAUGUGAGGAAACGUCUCCUUGGAGACGCUUGACAACUCUCAGCUGGUGGGACGACAACAGCUUACCUUCAUGAGGAUCCACUGAACCUUCACGGGGGAGUGACCCCGUGCCCCUCCCCCAUGUCAUACUACUGAAUGCCGACCUUUGAACCUUUCUUUGUGCACGCCUUGUGCAGCAAGUGCCAUCAUGUCGUUACAUUCCUCCCAGACUUUGCACUGAGCCCUUCCCCUCAUGACAUCAUCACUAUGCCGCAAGAAACACUAACACUUUCACACGCAACUUUACCAACAUGAUCUCUCAUAAAGUGCCCAAAGUUCAUUAAAAACACUUUUAUAUUCUUCACUGCAAAACGUAGAUGGAAUUAUGCGAAACACUUUAAUAUUGUUGAGGCCAAUACAUUUUCUUCAAAGUUCAAUUAAUUUCCUAAUUACAUUUUUAAAUUUGAAAUUGUAAAAAAAAAAAAAAAGCUAAUAAUUUCUGGAUAUUGUUUUAUAUUUACAAUUUAAUAAUUGUUUAUGUGUGUUUUUAAAGUUGUAAAAUUCACAAUUUCAUUGCAAUUAUUUUUGAAUGUCCAUUUGAUUUAAUUUUUAUUUGCUUUCUUUUAAUUUCCAGCUUGUUUUGAAUAUUUUUUUUUUAACAAUCUUUGGCGCUCACGUCUGCAAACAAACCAAAGUGAAGAAGUGAAAGCGAUGCAAGUCAAAUAUAAAAUCCAAAAGUAAUCUCAAACGAAAAUGUCAAAAUGUGCUUUAUCUUUAUGCCGUGUUGCCAUGGUUACGUAAACAAAAGUGCUUAAAGUUCCGUCCACAGCCUGUUUUAGAAAAUGCCACAAAGUUGGCUGUCAUUUUUUGUUUCAUGGUAACAAAUGUGUUGUUUUACACGCUCAACUUGACACAAUCUUAAAGAAGGACACUGGAUUACCUAUAUUUCAUAAUUUAUAUGUAUAUAAAGUAUGUUGUUUUUACUCUUCGGUUGUAUAUGAGACGCAAUACUUUUGUUUGUGGAAGCUUUUAAUCCACUUUGCCUUAUCAGCAACUUUCUCCCAUCAUGCUUGCUGUCAAAUGAUGGACUAAAUAGUACACAAUAUAAAAAAUAUAUUAAUACUCUUUUUACUGAAUACUAAUAUUGUGCAGUCCUGCAUGCUGGUCAAUGAGGUGGAAGAUGAAAUAUAGUGACGUUGAAAUAUACGAAAAAUUAAGAGAAAUUGUGCUAGAUACUUAAAACCACUUAAAAACAUGGCAGGCUGGGAAUUUUUUUAUUUUUAAUUGUUUUUUACAUUUGUAAGGAAAUAUAGAGCAUGUUGAUUAUAUUCAACAAAUUGUGUGUGUAGGGGCGUGUGUGUGUGCGAUGCUAAGUUUGUGCUGAGUUUGCACAUCUUCAACUAAACCUCUUAGCUUCCUUUCAUUUUUUCCAACACUACCAGAUUUUCAUCAAACAUACUAGCGAUAUGAUGCAUGAAUGCCAAUACAAUGAAAAGAAAUGAUGCAUCGAUGCCAAUAUAAUAGGAAAAUAUACAGUAGCUAUAUUAUGAUGAUAUUAAAAAGUGGUUGCAAAUAAUGUGUUUAUUUGUGGGACAACAUCAUGUAAAAUAUCAUAUUUUGUAAAGAACAUUUUCUUUGUUCUUUUUGUAUCCCAAUCCAAUCGUGUCAGUUUAUUUUUCAUAUUUACACGCAGAAGAGGGAGGAAGUGAAGGUCGAUGCUUGCUUCAUAUUUUUCUAUGUAACUAAUCUUUUUGCACAUGUAAAGUUCAGGGAUUUCUUUCAACUGUGUUAAAGUUUAAUUUUUUCAAGUCACAACUCAUGAAUUGACUGCCAAGUUGUGCUGACUCAGCACCUGCUAAAUCCAUGUUAAUCAUCUCAUCAGAAGUGAUGGUUUUAGAAAUUUCUUGUCAUACAAGAAUUAUGUACAGAAAGAAAUCUAGUCUUCUAUUUCUGAUGUUUGAGCAGAAAACACUGAUAUUCUUUUUAUUUGGAGGCCCAAAGGCGAGUGUGAACUAUUAUGAUUAUGAUUAUAUAUUCUUCAUGUCAACUGUGAUGCUUUCCCACCAGGGAUUUAUUCAAAUGUACACAUCUGUAAUUCAAAUAA